CGGUUGGGGUCACUGCUAAACUAUAACGUUAACUAGAAUAUGAAUGAGCAGUUUAGCUAUAGCUGACCACUUUGCUUAUUACAGCAGUUCUAUUAUCAAGUCAAAUAGUCAGUUGAUGCAAAAUAGUUCUAAAUGGGUACAUUUUUGGGACAUGUCAGGAUUCGUAAUUGAUCUCCCAAAAUCGGAAUGGAUGUAUAAUUUUGAUAUUUCUCUAAUCUUUGGGUUUUUGGCAAAUCAGCAGUGGGGCAUAUACUGUGGCGACCAUGUUGAUACCCACGAAGGGGGGAUUUCGAUCCAGAUAAUGUGAACACAGUUUUUGGACUCCUACGGAGCUUGAAGGACGGAGAAAGAGGGCUCGGCAGCCAGGAAGGGAGAAAAGACACAGAGCAAGGAUUGCUUUUUAGCUUCCCCAAUAUCCCCAUCCCCCUUCACCCCUAUCCCGUCUCUUCCUGGACCGCUGCCUUUUCCUAGAAGCUGUACCUGCUGUCCAAAACAUCCCUCCCUGGUUAGUCACCCCUCACCCCCUAAAUCUCUGAUGGAUCUGAGGACUCAGGGCGGGCCUGCUACUCCACCCCCCCUCCCAAUCACUGCUCCCCAAGGGGAGCGAGAGAAGGAAGGAGGGGGUGGGAAGAAAGACGAGGAGGAGAAGGAGAAAGAGGUGUCGCAGAAAGACUCUUCUUCAGCUGCAGGUGGAGAGGGCUCCGGUGACCAGCAGCAGUCACCCCAGUUUUCUGUCAAAGAGACUAGCCUCCAUGAGGGCAACGUCAAACUCAAGAUUGGCCUGCAGGCCAAACGCAUGAAGAAGCCACCCAAGAUCCUGGAGAACUACGUGUGUCGGCCGGCUUUCAGGGCCACUGUGAGACCCAGCGGGCGCGGCGGUGGCCGCGGGAGCCGCGGAGGAGUCGGAGCAGGCGACGGGGUCAACCAGACCCAGAGCCCAACACAUGGCAGGGAGAGAGAGCAGAGUCUUGGCAAUAAACGACCGACCCCACCGUCUUCAUCUCCCUCUGCUGUUGCUGCCCCCACUCCUCCUCCACCUGUUUCUUCGCCUUCCACCACUUCACCCAGUCGUGUGAAUGGGAGUACUCCAGCUAAAUGGGGUCCUCCAAAGCUGGCCUGCAAGUCAGACAAGUCGGAGGCAAAGUCGGACGGGAAAUCCGCCAUCUCGACGGAGAGACCCCUGAAUCUUCACCGCCCUUCUGCAGAUGGCAAAACCUACCACGCCUCUGGGAAGAAGAUGCCCAUGCCCCAAACCAAGUGUCUGACCUCCUCGCCCUCCCCUCCUGCGCCCCCAUCACAGGAACCCUGCGUGGAAGGUGUUAGCAAUCCUCCUGGGUACAUUUACAGCAGUGAGGGUCUGGAGGAGAAGGACCGGGGCGUUCCUAGUUGGGGUGCUCCUACUGUUACUGAGAAACUAGCGCAACUCAUCGCCACCUGCCCUCCUUCAAAGUCCACCAAGGUGAAACCCCCCAAAACAACUCCCUCUCCCACCACCCACACCACUUCUAACUUUAUGGCCCCCACCCCAAAGCAGCGAGACCGCGCUAUGGUCAACAGGGCAACCUAUUCUAGAGCGGUCCACCUAGCUCCACCCGCUCCUGUCUCGCGCCCUCCUGGCCGCCCCUAUGGCUCCAGGAACAAUAAAGACUGUGUUUCGGAGAAGUCACCCACCCCACCUGGGAAAGAGGAGGCAGAUGGAGCCGGCAAGUCUGGCAGCAGUAACAACAGCAACAGCAGUCGCAGCAGCAGCCCUGUGCUAACCUACGGCAAUAGCCGCCUGGCAACAACUUCAAAGGACAACAACGACAGCAACAGUAAUGGCGCGAAGCCGCCACAGUCCCGUCUCACUCACUGCCCACCACCCCACUCCACCUCCUCCUCUUCCUCCUCCUCACCCUCUUGUUUGUCAUCCUGCUCCUCAUCAGAGAAGAGGACAGGGAGCCUGUCAUGUCGCCAGGGCUCCCAAGCCUCUCAAGGACACCACUCUAGAGACAGAGGAAGUCCAUCCCAGGCAGAGGAGAGGGACAGCAGUGAGAGGGACAGCAGUGAGAGGGACAGCAGUGAGAGGGACAGCAGUGAGAGGGACAGCAGUGAGCGUGACCGGCACGGCCCCAGAGACUUAUCCAAAUGCCCCCCUCCUUCAGCAUCCGGCAAGCAGGAGUCCAAGACUAAAGGGGCUAAUCAGUCACUCAGAGGGGAGAGAAGCAAGAGCUUGAGCCCCAGUAAACGCAGUCCCAACCCCAGUAAACACAGUCCCAACCCCAGUAAACACAGUCCCAACCCCAGUAAACACAGUCCCAACCCCAGUAAACGCAGUCCCAACCCCAGUAAACGCAGUCCCAACCCCAGUAAACGCAGUCCCAACCCCAGUAAACGCAGUCCCAACCCCAGUAAACGCAGUCCCAACCCCAGUAAACGCAGUACCAACCCCUGUAAACGCAGUCCCAACAGGGAAAGGGACGGUCGCACCAGUGGGAUCUUCAGUCCUCUGGAGACUGUGAGAUGGACUGCCUCGCCGCCAGAGCCAGCCGGUGACUGUUCACCCCUUCCUCUCAGAGACGAGUCCCCUGGAGAAGAGUCACCGGGCUCGCCUCCAGGGCAGGACAACAAACCCCUGAAGAAGCGGCGAGGCAGAAAGCCCCGCUGGACCAGAAUAGUGAACCGGUCACAGAGGGCGGGCCAGGGCAGCCCAGUUGACCAGCGCGAAACCAUUGUGCCUUUAUCCUCAGGCCUUGAUACUCCCCCACCUAUACGCAGGCCUGUAGGACGGCCGCCUAACCCCAAUAAGGUCAAGCUUUCCGCCGUGUCUCAACUCUUUCCACAGCCAGCCAGGAAAAGGGGACGCCCCAAGUCUAAAAUGCCCAGGCUGGACGCCCCCACUCGGGGACGUCCCCCUCACAAACUGGUCCCAUCCAAGGUCUUUUCUUUACACAAGUCGAAAGAGGAGCAGGACCCCCCUGUUCUCCACCCGGAGGUGGAUCUAAAUCCUCCCAAACCUAUGCCGAGGAAGCGGGGGCGACCCAAACGCCUGCCCCCCACCUUGCCACAGGAGGGUCAGCCCCCCACUCUGGCACCGGAAGGGGGGGAUGGGAAACAGUUCCGGACCAAGGGCAACGGGCAGCUCAUCAUGAAAACCAUCAUAGGCAAGAUCAAUAAGAUGAAGAGUGUGAAACGCAAACGGUUCCUCAGCCAGAUCCUAUUGGGACCAGGGUCUAGACCAGAGCAGGAGCCCCCCAGAGGAACUGCCAGUGGGGUGGUGGGCCAGGUAGCAGCUGCAACCCAGUCUCUAUCCUCCUUGGCUGCUUCUUUCGGUGGCAAACUGGGACCCCAGAUCAACGUAAGCAAAAAGGGGACAAUAUACAUGGGGAAAAGGAGAGGGCGCAAACCUAAAGCAUCAACAAACCCCUCAUUGGCAGCUUCAACACCACCCCCGGAGGGGCCUUUCCUGUCCCCAAACACCACAUCGCCCAUCCACCACCAUCAGUCCCAGUCUCAGCAGCAGCAGCACCAUCUCCCCACUGCUGAGGUGUUCCCCUCCCCCUCGCUCUCCCUGUCCAGUGGAGGCCAGAGCCCCAUCAGUGAUGCCUGCUUUGUGGAGCCAGGGGCAGUGCACUUCCUGACACACCCACACUUCCACUCCCACCACGUCCACCACUCGUUCCCCUUCCCACCCCCGACGUUCUCAGCCCCCUCCCCUCGCACUCUGGGCUCCUCGGCUGCUGUGGCCUCCCAGAAGAAGUCGUGCCGUGGCUACCAUCACCACCACCACCAUUACAGGCAGCACUACCACUACCGUAAGCUAUCCCCUCCCAGGCCUCUCCACCCCACAUCCCCUGCACCUCUGAGUGAACUGAAGGAAGCCACCCCCUCGCCUGUCAGUGAGUCUCAUAGCGAGGAGACUGUACCCAGCGACAGCGGCAUAGGAACAGACAACAACAGCACUUCUGACCGGGGAGAGAAGGCCUGCGGCGUGGGGAUGCCACCUGGGAUGGCCAGUGGGCUGCUAAUGCCAGGGGUGAUGGGCUCAGCUGUGGGGGUAGGAGUUGGGCUGAACCCUCACGGUGGACUAAGACACUCGUCCUCAGUGCUACUGGAGCACCCCUCUCCGUCACCGCUGGGGGUGAGGUCCUCACCCGACCCCUGCAGGCCCCACCCGGCAGCCCCUCCCUCCGCACUAGUGGGCCACAAAGAGAAACACAAGCACAAAUGCAAGCGCCGGAGCCACGGCUGUCCGGGCUACGACAAGCUAAAGAGGCAGAAGCGCAAACGCAAGAAGAAGUACCUGCAGCUGCGCUCCCGGCGCCAGGACCCCGACUUCUUGGCCGAGCUGGAUGAGAUUGUGGUGAGGCUGAGUGAGAUACGGAUAGCGCACCGCACCCCCGCUCACAGACUGGGCAGUGGGCUGGGGAUGCCCCCGGGAGCUGCAGGGGCGAGCAGAGUACCAGGGUCGGGUGGCAGGGCCGCUGGGACCAUGGGAGGCGAUGGUGGCCCCCCUCCGCAUCACUACCUGCACAGAGACCUGCUCCCCACAAUCUUCAGGAUCAACUUCAGCGGCUACUACUCCCCCCACCCCUCGUACCCCUGUGACUCUCUGCACUACGUCCGCAAGCCAGACCUGAAGAAGAAACGCGGGCGCCCUCCCAAGCUGCGGGAGUCAUUGUCAGACGUACCCUUUGUUCACGGGCUGGGGUUCCCGCUAUCUAGCGGCGGGUUCUACCACCCAUCCUACAGUGUUCCCUACUCCUCUGGUCCCCUUGGUCUGGGCUACUACAGAGGAUACCCCCCAGCCAGCGCCCUGUACCCCCAUCACCAGAACCCCCUUUCUGCCCCGUCCCACCACUCCCAUCAUUCCCCCUCCUUCCACCCGCCACCUCCCCCUUCCUACGUGCACCACCACCACCCGUCACAUCUCCUGCUCAACCCCUCCAAAUUUCACAAAAAGAAACACAAGCUGCUGAGGCAGGAGUUCCUGGGUGGGGGCCGGUCUCCCGUGCUCUACCCUACUAUGUCCUCAGAGCUGUCGUUUGGCUGGCAUCACAAACACAAACACAGACACAAAUACAGAGAGCGCUGUGCCGAGGAGGAUGGGGAAGAGGGAGGAGGGGGGAGCCGAGGCGGAGUGGGAAUGACCGAGAGCCCGGGAUCGGGAAGAGGAGAACGCGGAGCCAGCGGCGCUGGAAUGGCCGAAUCUCUGCAGCGCUGCCGCUUUGGAAGAGACUCCACCCCUACUACCACCAGUGCCAACAACCAGGCCACGGCCAACUCCCCUUCCUCGUCCUCCUCUUCCUCAGCCGAGAGGUACAAGCGCAAGGAGACAUCCCUGUCCUGCCUGGGGCCCUCUCGCCUGACCCAGGGCAGUGCCGGGCCCCGGGGCCACCACCCUGUAGAGUCCUGGUUCAGGAUGGGAAGCUCUGAGGCAGACUACGCUAAGCUCUCCCGGAUCCCUGCGGGGGCCGACCACGGUCCGUUCACAGAAGGCCAGGGAGAAGACCCGGCGGGCUGCUCAGACAGUGAGGAGGAGGAGGAAGAGGAGCCCCUCACGCCCACAGAUGAGAUGGACCCCAACUCCCAGGACCCCCCACACCACACCAACCUGUUCGCCACCGCCCUGACCAGCACAUCACUGAGGGGAGUCGGAGUCAGGAAGGGAGUGGCAGCAGAGAGUGCGAACUUCUCCCGGAUGGAGCUGAUGCUGAAAAAGGACCACUCCACGUCAGCGGAGAGGAGAGAGUUGGGCAAUACAUCAGGUGUCCAGACCCGAGGCGACCACUCUGCCCCUGAGGACCACCUCAUGCAGCAGCAGCACCACAACCACCACCCUCUGUUCCACUCCCUUUCUUCCUCCUCCGCCUGCCCCUCCCACUGCGGCCACGACUCACCCUCCCAGGGCUGCUGCCUGGACAAUGAUGCCUCCCUGCAGCACCACUCCCACCGGGCCCAGCCCUCCAAACACAGCCUGCACCACGUCAACAAGAUCCUCCGCGCCAAGAAGCUCCAGAGACAGGCGAGGACAGGCAACAACGUGGUCAAGAAGAGGGGCCCCGGGCGCCCCAGGAAGCAUCCCCUGCCCUCCCCGCCCCCAUCGCCGCCCCCUCUGGCUGAAGUGACCCAGACCAGGCACCGGGACCGAGGAGGAGGGUCAGGGGGAGGAGCGUGUAAAGAGGACACGGUGACAGACGCGAUCGAGUCGGUGGUCCAGGGCCAGCGCAGGAAAGGCCAGAAGAGGAAGCACUGGGAGAGAGAUAGGGAUGAGGAUGAAGAGGAGGAAGGGGGGGGUGAGGAGGUAGGGGAGGGCGAGAAGGUGGAGGAACGAGCGCUGGACAGGGAGGUGAACCUGGGAGGCCUGGGGAUGAGGUCCAGAGCCGGGGGAGGAAGAGGCUGGCUCACCCAAGAGGAGCUGCAGCGCUUUCGCAGUGCUCUGGAGGGGAAACCAGAUGGCCCCUCCUCCCCGGAACCUCCGGGCACCGUCUCCAUGGAACAAGCUCCACCCAUGCCUAUAACCAGCCUACGGGAGAAGAGGGCAGCCAGGCCUCCAAAGAAAAAGUACCAAAAAGCGGGGCUCUACUCUGAUGUGUACAAGACUGCGGAUCCUCGCAGUCAGAUCCUGCAACUGAAGAAAGAGAAACUGGAGUACACACCUGGGGAACAUGAGUACGGGCUUUUUCCUGCCCCCAUCCAUGUCGGAAAGUACCUAAGACAGAAGCGCAUUGAUUUCCAGUUGCCUUACGACAUCUUGUGGCUGUGGAAACAUGACCAGCUCUACGAGAAGCCUGACGUCCCCCUUUAUAAAAAGAUCAGAUCAAACGUCUAUGUGGAUGUGAAGCCUGUUUCGGGUUAUGAAGCCACCACCUGUAACUGCAGGCCUUCCGGGGAAGCCGUAGACAGAGGCUGCCUAGACGAAUGCCUCAACAGGAUGAGCUUUGCCGAGUGCUCCCCUGGCACCUGUCCCUGCGGGGAGCAGUGUGACAACCAGCACAUCCAGAGGCAUGAGUGGGUGCAGUGCCUGGAGCGCUUCCGUGCCGAGGGUAAGGGUUGGGGCAUUCGCACCAAGGAGCCCCUCCGCUCAGGCCAGUUCAUCAUCGAGUACCUGGGAGAGGUCGUCAGUGAGCACGAGUUCAGAAGUCGCAUGAUGGAGCAGUACUUUGCCCACAGCGGCCAAUACUGUCUGAACCUGGACAGCGGCAUGGUGAUCGACAGCUACCGGAUGGGCAACGAGGCCCGCUUCAUCAACCACAGCUGUGAACCCAACUGUGAGAUGCAGAAGUGGUCGGUGAAUGGGGUGUACAGGAUCGGCCUCUUCGCCCUCAGGGACAUGAGCAGCGGCACGGAGCUCACCUACGACUACAACUUCCACUCCUUCAACACCGAAGAGCAGCAAGUGUGUAAGUGUGGCUCUGAGGGCUGCCGGGGUAUCAUUGGAGGGAAGAGUCAGCGAAUCAACGGGAUGCCUGGGAAGACGGGCGGGGCACGGCGGCUGGGUCGACUCAAGGAGAAACGCAAGUCCAAGCACCAGCUGAAAAAACGAGAGGAGGAAUCAAGUGACAGCAGCAAGUUUUAUCCCCACCUUCUAAUGAAACCCAUGUCCAAUAGAGAGAGAAACUUUGUGCUGAAACACCGGGUGUUCCUGCUCAGGAACUGGGAGAAGAUGAGGGAGAAGCAGGAGCUGCUGAAGAGGGAGGGCGAGAGGGAGGCCAGCGGCGGCCUGUCCAUCUACACACGCUGGGGAGGAGUCAUCCGCGACGAUGGAAACAUCAAGUCAGACGUGUUCCUGACACAGUUCUCGGCGCUGCAGACGUCCCGGUCGGUGCGCACGCGGAGGCUGGCGGCAGCCGAAGAGAACACGGAGGUCACCCGCACCGCCCGCCUGGCACACAUCUUCAAAGAGAUCUGUGACAUGAUCACCAGCUACAAGGACUCAGCUGGUCAGACCCUUGCUGCUCCGCUGGUCAACCUACCUUCAAGAAAGCGGAACACGCAGUAUUAUGAGAAGGUGUCAGACCCGCUGGACCUGAGCACCAUUGAGAAGCAGAUCACCACAGGGCACUACAAGACUGUGGAGGCCUUUGACACCGACAUGCUCAAAGUGUUCCGCAAUGCAGAGAAAUACUACGGGCGGAAGUCGUCGGUUGGGAGGGAUGUGUGCCGGCUGAGGAAGGCCUACUACGGAGCUCGCCACGAGGCUGCUGUUCAGAUCGACGAGAUCGUUGGGGAGACAGCCAGCGAAGCGGACAGCUCGGAUUCGCUGGAGCGAGACCACGCCCAUCACCACCACGGAGGGGGCUGGCCGGGCACCCACGACAAGGACGAUGACAUAAUCCGCUGCAUCUGCGGCAUGUACAAAGACGAGGGCCUGAUGAUCCAGUGUGAGAAGUGCAUGGUGUGGCAGCACUUUGACUGCAUGCGGCUUGAGGCGGAGGUGGAACACUACCUGUGUGAUCAGUGCGACCCCCGACCUGUGGACAGGGAGGUGCCAAUGCUGCCCCAGCCCAGCUACGCCCAGUCUGGCUCUAUCUACCACAUCUGUUUACUGCGAGACGAAUUGCUGCUGCACCAAGGUGAUUGUGUGUACCUGAUGAGGGACAGCAGACGCACCCCAGAGGGCCAGCCAGUCAGGCAGUCCUACCGCCUCCUGUCCCAUGUCAACAGGGACAAGCUGGACAUCUUCCGCAUUGAGAAACUCUGGAAGAGUGAAAAGGGUGAGAGGUUUGCCUUUGGCCAUCAUUACUUCAGGCCCCACGAGACACACCACUCGCCCUCGCGCCGCUUCUACCACAACGAGUUGUUCCGCGUGCCGCUCUACGAGAUCAUCCCACUGGAGGCCGUGGUUGGGACCUGCUGUGUCCUCGACCUCUACACUUACUGCAAGGGACGGCCGAAGGGAGUGAAGGAGCAGGACGUGUACAUCUGCGACUACCGCCUGGACAAGUCAGCGCACCUCUUCUACAAGAUCCACCGCAACCGCUUCCCCGUGUGCACUAAGCCCUACGCCUUCAACCACUUCCCCAAGAGGCUGGCCCCCAAGAGAGACUUCUCGCCACACUACGUUCCCGACAACUACAAGAGGAACGGGGGGCGUUCGGCCUGGAAGAGCGAGCGGCCCAAAGGAGCCUGUGAGGACGAUGCUUCCCCGUGUGACCAGGUUGACAACUUCUGUCCGGAGAGUGAAAACGGAAGAGGGGUGGAGGGGGACAUGGAUGCUGCCCAAGAAGAAACCACACUCCCUGCGGCUGCCCAACCCCCGCAACCAGUUGGGCCAGGGGAGGGAGAAGAAGAGGAAGGGGGGCAGGAGGUAGAGGAGCAUAGGGAGCUGGAGGAAGGUGCAGCAGAGAUAGGAGUUGACAUGCUGGAACUCCUCCCCUCCAUGUCUUCCUCACCCCUCCAUCACUCUGGACUUGGCAGGAGGGAGGCGCAAAGGGAUCGGCUAAACAAGAUUCUGCUGGAUCUGCUACACAGAUCACCCAAUAAGAAUGCCAUAGAUGUCACUUAUCUUCUAGAGGAGGGGUCAGGGCGGCGAUUACGUAGAAGAACGCUUGGAUUCGGAGACUUUGUGGGUAGAAAAUGAUGUUGCCACUUACCUGGCAAGCACAAUCCCCUUUCAUUCACUUGGGAGUGUGAAAUGGAAAACAUGGUAAGGGAAGAUGACAUUUGCAAAGAGAAAGUGACCACAAAGGGCAAGGGUUGGUACCCUUCCCGGGCGUGUCCCCUCUUCCCCAACCUGUCAUCAAGUGAUUAGACAACCCAACGGUUUGAAGCAGUGCACUCGGCAGUCGUGGCCAUUGGUAGCGGUUUUGUUGGGGACGCAAGGACUUCUCAGGAGGGUGGACCCAGACUUAUUGAAGUACGAUGCAAAUGCUUUUUUUUUUUACGUAGGAAAAAGUACCCCAUGCACUUAAAAAAGUGCAUUGAACAAAUAUUAAUCAAAGACAGCCCUGGUUACUCAGGGCGAAGAGAUUAUUAUAUAGGCUUCACAUUAUCCAUACACAUGGCUCAUCAGUGCAACCUUGAGUAGAAUUAUUUUUAGUGAGCAAAAGAAAGGAACAUGUGGUACUGGACAUGGCUGUGGCAUAGUCAUAGACUCAAAUAUACUUCUUUUUUUUUUUUUUACGACAUCAAAUGGGAAUGAGGAGGCUGGAGACCUGCGCCCCCAGUGGGACUAAGUGGUAAUGAAACUAAACCUAAAUGUACCAGGAUAAGAGGCAUAGGAGUGACAUAGGAGGCUAUGCAGUGGACUGUAUGAGCAACUUGUAAACACACACUGCUGCUGAUGAACUAGGAGAAGCUGCAGGAACGAGGUUGGUCAACUGCACUUUGGUACCAUGGAUAUUGUUGGCUCUCUAAUGUAUCAACGAGACACACUAACACUCACAUGUUAUUGGGUGAUGCAGUCUGAAAAGUUAAUAAUAAGUAUUUCUUUUUCUUUCAUACUGUAAUAAUUCAUUAGGAACAGAGAAGGAAGGACGGGAUUGUGUUUGUAAAGAAUAGCUGGUGGUCUUUGGAGAGAUAGAAUGUGCGCUUUUGGUCAGUCAAGUGUCUUGUUCAGUUUGUGAGGCAGUCCGCUUCACCCCUCUUUCUGAAGUACCUGAUUCACCAGCUUAAUGAAGUCAGGCGGCGGGAACACUGACUCUUACUGUAACGCCUUAGAACGCCGUGGUCCCUGACUGCCUUGCGUGAGUGUAUGCACAUUUGUGUGUCUAAUCUGCCAGAAUUCUUGAAGAAAAAAAAUUAUGAAAAAAUUAAGGGCUUGAUGGCAAUUAACAUUUUAUGGGAAAUUAUGGAAACCAUAGGUAACGUAAAAUGUAUUGUGACGGUCAUAUUUUCUUAUAUUCUGUGAAAAGGGGUAUCUGUUGGGAAGGGAUUCUAGCUGUAAAUGUUUUCUUCAAAUGUGUUUCUGGUUGCCAUGGAGAAUAUUUUAAAUCAUUUGUGAGAUUUGAUGAGAUUUAUUUUUUCCAAAUGCUUCUGUUUAAAAUGAGACUUAGAGCGAGAUGUCCCAUCAAGAUGGACUGGCAUAGAGAUGGAGAGAGUAAGAAAACAGACGGAAAGAGGACAGAAAGUUGUACAGUGCCAAGUUAUGUAUAUACAGACUGGGAUAAUGUGAGAAGUGUCUCCAAAAGCAAUAUCUUGAUAAUGGAUUUCGUGUAUUGUACAGGACUCAGCCCCAUAUGUAUUAUAAUUAUUAUUUCUGCCAUUUGUAUUACUAUAAUCAAGACACUUAAGCUUGGGAGAGAAGGUGUUUUUGUCCAGUAAAACGUACAACUGUCCUAAUUGAAUGACAUGAACUUAAACAGAGUUUUUGUUGCCUAAAAGUUAUACUGAACAAAAAUAUAAAUGCAACAUGCAACAAUUUCAAAGAUGUUACUGAGUUACAGUUCAUAAGGAAAUAGGUCAAUUGAAAUGAAUUCAUUAGGCCCCAAUCUAUUGAUUUCACUGAUAUGCAACUGUUGGUAAAAGAUACCGUGAAAAUGCUGAGGCCCAUUUUUUUAAAGGCAUCUUUGUGCAUUCAAAUUACCAUAGAUAAAAUGCAAUUGUGUUCGUUGACAUCAGCAAACCGCUCACCCACACGACGCCAUACACGUGGUCUGCGGUUGUAAGGCCCGGCUGGAUAUACUGCUAAAUUCUCAAAAAUAAUGGAGGCGGCUUAUGGUAGAGAAAUUAACAUUAAAUUCUCUGACAACAGUUCUGGUCGACAUUCCUGCAGUCACUAUGCCAAUUGCACGCUCAACUUCACACA
Molecule: messenger RNA, 11728 nt
Organism: Salvelinus namaycush (lake trout)
Lineage: Eukaryota; Metazoa; Chordata; Actinopteri; Salmoniformes; Salmonidae
Gene: ash1l
Product: ash1 (absent, small, or homeotic)-like (Drosophila)
Exons: 26
Coding region: 536-9562 (3008 amino acids)
Cellular component (GO): nucleus
Molecular function (GO): protein binding; DNA binding; histone methyltransferase activity
Source: RefSeq, a predicted model, not a curated record